This is a messenger RNA of Penicillium brevicompactum, 1701 nucleotides long. RefSeq lists its product as uncharacterized. The transcript has 2 exons. The record is from RefSeq and is a predicted model, not a curated record. Bases 1 to 1701 code for a protein of 566 amino acids. NCBI's taxonomy places the organism in Eukaryota, Fungi, Ascomycota, Eurotiomycetes, Eurotiales, Aspergillaceae.
AUGAAACGUGAAGCACCUUCUGAGUUACAUGGCUACAACAGUGAUGGUGGCGUGCGACUAGCAAAAGCGCGCCGGCGAGAAAGCCCAAGCACGAAUCCAGAGCUUUGGAAGAAAGAGCACGAGCACAGCAAAGCGCAGCAACCGCUUUCACCCUUCUCCCCUGACUGUGAUUGUAAAGUUUGUUAUGACCCUCAACUUGCGAUAUUCAUCACACUGACUGCCCAGCAACCUGAUCCUCUCGAACAUCGAACUACCAUUCCAACGUCCCUCACGAAUACCACCGACGAGCUUCUGGACGACAUAUACCACUGGAUCCCUGUGCCAUCGGAGACUGACGCGCUUGAGGUGAUGAGCCAACCCGCGUCAAAACGAUCCCGAUCGCGUUCGAUCUCAACGGAUCGAGGGCGUGCUCGGUCGGUCUCAUCGGACAACAGCGAGAGCAGUUCGGCUCGGGACACCAGGUCAUAUGCAUAUAGAGCUGUCAAUUAUGUCACCAUCCUGGAGACCAAAGGAUGCUUCAUGCGACAGUCCUCUGCCGGCCCGAUAUCCGAGGAUAUUGCGCUCUGUGAGCGUCUCCUCAGUCAGCCCAUCGAACCACCCACCGGCACACUGCUCGAAGACGAGUAUAACACAGAUUUUCAUAAUGCGUUGCAGAAUCGAUCCGAAGCGCGUCUGUUGGUGGACCUGCACCCUCUCAUUAUGCCAUCCGCGGAGAAUCAAUACAUUCGAGGGAACCAAUCUUUGAAGGAUGUGAUUGAUGGGUACAAUGAUCCCUGGCUGAAGACCGAGCCAAUCUAUGGUCCGAAACCUCAGCCUGAUCACGCACGAGGCUUGAGAUGGUCGGCUUUUUCCGAGAGCCAGCGGCGCAAACUCGGGAUCAAGCCUGACGAGAAAUCGCCCUACACAGUGCGAGAGGACAUGUACUUCCCAUAUUUGACCGCAGAAAUCAAAUGUGGGAACCAGGCGCUGGAACUUGCCGAUCGGCAGAACAUGCAUAGCUUUCGAAUAUACGGUUACUACCCGGAAAUUAAUGAUGGCAAGGUAUCAUUCUAUCGCUGGCCUGUUGCGCAACCCAACGUCUGGGUCAAAGCAAAUCGAUGGACAUGUUAUCAGUUUGUGGAGAACUUGGACUGUGAAUUCCUGCCUAUUCAUACCGAUAGAUUGAUGCGGAUACUGGAGGAAGUUCCGAACCCCGACGAAGAUGUCUCUGGUAUGGAUGUUGAUGAGCUUGACUCUCAGGUGUCCAUGGUUGGAUUGCAGGAACGCCCGGGCUAUCGCCGAGCAGCGUCUUCGCAGAAUCGUGGUCUACAACCAGAGCUACGUAUGAUGGUGCAAACACUACAACAGCAGCUGGCAGACCAGAAGGAACGAGAAGAGAAGCGGGCGGCGGAACAGAAGGAGAGAGAAGAGAAGCUUCUCGUUCAAUUGGAACAGCAGAAGCUACGGGAAGAGAAGCGAGAGGCGGAACAGAAGGAGAGAGAAGAGAAGCUUCUCGUUCAAUUGGAACAGCAGAAGCUACGGGAAGAGAAGCGAGAGGCGGAACAGAAGGGGAGAGAAGAGAAGCUUCUCCUUCAAUUGGAACAGCAGAAGCUACGAGAAGAAAGGCGAGAGGUGGAACAGAAGGACAGGGAGAAAAAGAGAGAAGCGGACUAUAAGGAACUGCAAGACAAGCUCCUUGCUCUUUUGGAACAGAGAAGAUGA